Rhopilema esculentum is the source of this 1757-nucleotide messenger RNA. RefSeq lists its product as uncharacterized. Gene Ontology annotation, cellular component: nucleus. Lineage: Eukaryota; Metazoa; Cnidaria; Scyphozoa; Rhizostomeae; Rhizostomatidae. Gene Ontology annotation, molecular function: RNA polymerase II transcription regulatory region sequence-specific DNA binding; DNA-binding transcription factor activity, RNA polymerase II-specific. The record is from RefSeq and is a predicted model, not a curated record. Gene Ontology annotation, biological process: regulation of transcription by RNA polymerase II; embryo development.
UACGGAAUCAAUUUGCGCAAAGAUUCGAAUGUUAUAGGUAACAGCCAUUUGCAGUGGAUUCCUAGCUGAGAAGCUAAUUAAUCGGGUGGCGAGCAUCGAUACCCUUUAUAUUAAGAAUGCCAUCGACGCUCUGACAGCCCUGACCAAGCUAAAGAUGCCAAGAGCUUUUCUUAUCAAGAAGAAAUGGAAGAGCGCCACCGAGGAUCAUCUAGAGAGAAGCUCCAUCAAUAUUCACGAUGAGAAAGCUCCGGUCUUUCAAGAUGGCAAGAAAGUCUCCGAAGAAAAGACGACCGUUGUUAAUAGAACAAAAUGUGAUUUGAAAUGCAUCAGUUUAGCACCGUUCUCGUCGCCCAAAAGAGGACUGGAAAUAUCACGCCAGUGUUAUCAAUCACCAAGCCCGUGGGAUGCAGCACUCUUCAAUUGGCAAAUGCAAUACAUGCCCUUCAACAACAACCAGCGAUAUAUUUUCCACAGAGCGCCUGUUGAUGGACUCAUGAUUCCAGAUCGAUAUAUGAGACACCUUGAAGAGAGACAGAUUGGUAACGGAGUUGAGUCUAUUGUGGCGGCGAAACAGCAGUUUGUAGCCAGAUUUGUUGAAAAGCAAGGGGCAACCGCGUGCAAUGGGGACAGGGAUGAGAUCCCCCAACAGGAAAAUCAGUUGACAAAACAUCAAAGCAACGAAAAGAAGUUUACAUGCACACAAUGCAAAAAGAUGUUUAGCACGGUUCACGGGCUGGAGGUUCACGUGCGCAGAUCACACGCGGGAAAACUUCGCCCGCAUGAGUGUAAGGAGUGCGGGAAAACCUUCGGGCACAUCAUGAGUUUGGAACAGCACAAUCAAAUGAUUCACUCGUCGCUGCGAAGCUUUGACUGUCCCGAAUGUGGAAAAAGUUUUAAGAGAUCUUCCACUUUAUCAACUCACAUGCUUAUUCAUUCCAAUACCAGACCUUUUCCAUGCCAAUAUUGUGGAAAACGAUUUCAUCAGAAAUCUGACAUGAAAAAGCAUACCUACGUACACACAGGCGAGAAGCCCUAUAGAUGCAGUGCUUGUGCCAAAUCCUUCAGCCAGUCAUCAAACCUUAUUACCCAUAUGCGCAAGCACUCCGGUUUCAAACCGUUUCAAUGUCAUUUGUGUGAAAGAGCUUUUUAUCGCAAAGUUGAUUUGAGAAGGCACAACGUAUCGCAUCACCAGCGCGAUAGCAUGCAGUGAACGAUUGGGAAUGAGACUGUUACUGGCUGCGUCAAGAAGACAGAAUAACAUGACGCAGUCAAAAAGGCGUCGGCUUAAAUAGGCGAUUCAAAGAUAUUCAAUAUAUCUUAACUUUAUCAGUUAUGGAUAGAAUAUUUAGAGCUUGUUGAAGAGAUUCAAAAACGUUCUAUUAACUGUACAUUGCAAUAACCUGCCCAAAAACAGGCUCCAAUGAAAGACAUGAUACAGCUUUGAGGAUUUUCUUAAAUUGCAAAGCAAUUCGUUAUGACGUAAAAGGUAUAUUGCAAAGUAUGAAGUAUGUUGAUUUAGAGUGAAUUUUUAGAGAGUACCUGGUACAAACAGUAGAAGAAAUUUUCUUGCUUUGCUUUUGUAUUUGCUGUAGUGUGUAUACGUGUGUUUAUGAGUAUAGGACUGGUAUAAUAAAAGGUAGGCCUUGUCGCUCAAAGCGUCAUUUUGUAGAUUGCUAGGUAAUAUGGUUUUCGUUGAAUAUACUGUUUAACAGUUGAAUACGUGUAAAUUAUGAUUAAAACAACUUGUUUUUCGAUUC